This is a messenger RNA of Diabrotica balteata, 606 nucleotides long. NCBI's taxonomy places the organism in Eukaryota, Metazoa, Arthropoda, Insecta, Coleoptera, Chrysomelidae. The record is from the annotation of a GenBank genome assembly.
AUCAUCGGUCAUAACAGUAUGGGAAACAAUGAAUGCAUUUCCCCAUGGGAAGAUACUUAUCUUAAAUUGGUACAAAGAUUUUCACAUAUAAUCCAAGCCCAAUUCGUUGGCCACACUCACACAGACGAACUAAAAAUCUUCUACGACACAGAUGGAAAGCCCAUAAACGUGGCAUUCAAUGGAGCUAGUUUAACAACAUAUACCACAUACAACCCCAACUUCAAAAUUGUAGAGGUUUCUCCAGACACGAUGGAAAUCCUUAAUAUCCACACCUACUACUUUAAUCUAACUCUAGCAAAUCUUUAUCCGGAUCAGAGUCCACCGUGGCAGUUGCUUUAUUCGAUGAAAGGACAGUACAACCUACCGGAUCUUUCAGCAGCAUCUUUAGACAAGUUGUCUGACGAGAUGGCUAACGAUCCUGAACGGCUGCACGUCUAUUGGCUAAACUAUGUUCGCUAUGGAGACGCUGCCAUUAAAAUUGGAUGUGACAGUGACUGUAAGAAAGAGGUUUUAUGUAAAAUUACCACAACUCAGUCCAGAAAACCUACCAAACCGUAUUGUAAAUAAUAAAUUAUUGAUUAAUAAUAAGUAUUUAUUCUAAAGCAA